Notechis scutatus (mainland tiger snake) is the source of this 1663-nucleotide messenger RNA. The record is from RefSeq and is a predicted model, not a curated record. Lineage: Eukaryota; Metazoa; Chordata; Lepidosauria; Squamata; Elapidae.
GCGAGGUUUGGCUACAACUGUCCAAAGAACAAAAAUCCACCUUAUUGCCAAGGCGAGUACAAUGUUUACAGCACCUUCCAGAGCCAUGAACCUGAAUUUGACUAUUUGAAGAGUUUGGAAAUAGAGGAAAAAAUAAACAAGAUAAAAUGGUUGCCACAGCAGAACGCAGCCCACGCUCUUCUGUCAACGAACGAUAAAACUAUUAAAUUGUGGAAGAUUACCGAGCGAGAUAAGAAACCCGAGGGAUAUAAUUUAAAAGACGAGGAAGGAAAGCUCAAGGAAUUAUCUAUGGUGACCUCACUUCAGGUGCCUGUGCUGAAGCCCACUGACUUGAUGGUUGAAGUCAGCCCCAGGAAAGUUUUUGCAAAUGGCCACACCUAUCACGUGAAUUCCAUUUCGGUCAACAGCGAUUGUGAGACUUAUAUGUCGGCCGACGAUCUCAGGAUUAACCUUUGGCACUUAGCUAUCACCGACCGAAGCUUCAACAUUGUGGACAUAAAACCCGACAACAUGGAAGACUUGACCGAAGUCAUCACUGCCUCGGAGUUCCAUCCCCACCAUUGCAACCUCUUCGUCUACAGCAGCAGCAAGGGGUCCCUCCGGCUGUGUGACAUGAGGGCCUCGGCGCUCUGCGACAAGCAUUUCAAGAUUUUUGAAGAACCAGAAGAUCCCAGCAGCCGUUCCUUUUUCUCCGAAAUUAUUUCUUCGGUGUCAGAUGUCAAGUUCAGCCACAGUGGGCGCUACUUGCUAGCAAGGGAUUACCUCACUGUCAAAGUUUGGGAUCUGAAUAUGGAAACAAAGCCUAUAGAAAUAUAUCAGGUUCAUGAUUACCUUAGAAGCAAAUUGUGUUCACUCUAUGAAAAUGACUGCAUCUUUGACAAAUUUGAAUGUGCAUGGAACGGGUCCGACAGCGUCAUCAUGACCGGGGCCUACAACAACUUUUUCCGAAUGUUCGACCGAAACACGAAGCGCGACGUGACGUUGGAGGCCUCCCGCGAGAACAGCAAGCCUCGGGCGGUCCUGAAACCUCGCCGUGUGUGUGCCGGGGGCAAGAGGCGGAAAGACGAUAUCAGCGCCGAUAGCCUGGACUUCACCAAAAAAAUUUUGCACACUGCCUGGCACCCCACGGAGAAUAUCAUUGCUAUUGCGGCCACAAACAAUCUGUAUAUCUUUCAAGACAAAAUGAACACGGAAGUGCAUUAGGGUUCCUUUGGAGAGAGACAUGUCUUUGGACCAAUACUGCUACUUGCUUGAUGAGAGAAAGGCCUUUAUUGGGAAGUACACACCCUGCAAAUCAACGGAGCUUACUCCCCAAUAAAUGUCUGCAGCAAUAAGAUGUAUGUGGAUUAAUUAUUCCGUGACUCACCACCCAGUCUUUUGAUGACCACUCUAUAUUUUAAUUCAUUGCAACCGCCAUACAGUUGUCUCAAAAAUAAAUUCUCCUUAUGACCAGGUGGCUGGGGUCUGUUUCAUUACUCAUCGUUUUAUUCCGGUUUCUGAAAGACUCUUGGGUAGUCACAGGGUGGCUGGAAAGCCAAUCAAUCCAGAGGAAAGUUGUUCGAUAUGGUCCUUGUGAUCAGUUGUCAUAACCCCAACAUGAUGCUGGGGUAAAUAUAUGGCAACUUCAUCCUGCUGCCCCAGCCGGCCUUGAGAAAAAUCUUAA